Molecule: messenger RNA, 615 nt
Organism: Paramuricea clavata
Lineage: Eukaryota; Metazoa; Cnidaria; Anthozoa; Malacalcyonacea; Plexauridae
Source: the annotation of a GenBank genome assembly
AUGGGAUCAGAAUCUGACGAAGAAAUAUCCAAUGCUGUGAGAGAAGUAGAGGAGGCCGCAAAGGCGCCGCAAAGGAAAGCUAAGUCCACCGCAAGUAAAACGAAACCCACCGCAGAUAAGUCGCAAACUGAAAGUAAAAGAGACAAGCUUAUAGAGCUAUCAAGGGAUGGUGUAAUAGAGAAGUCCGCAAGUUUUAUAAGAAAGUCCAACAAGGAUGUUGUGGACAAACUUUACAAUGAGUAUGAAAGUCAGAGGAUGUCAUUCGCAAGUGACUUCUUAUCAACACUUAUAAUUUCAAAGUUUGCUUCUAUACUAGGGAGUUUCGGUGCAGUGGAAUCAUCAGAUAAGCUAUCAGAGGAACUACUUAGUGAUAAACUUCUAAAGGAUGACGUAUCAUAUCUAACAAGAAUGAUAUCCCCCAACAUUCCAUUCAUAGGUUUAAUAUCAGGUGGUUGUACAACAGCUAAGCAUGUCGUUGCUCACAAGUGGAAUAGGAAGGAGAAGCCUGAGGAGACAUCGGAGGAAGCAAAACAUACCUUAUUAAAUACAGAAGAAGAAGAAUGUCAGGAUACGAAUGGGAAAACGCUUGGGAAGGAACAGAGUUUGAAGAUAUAA